AUGUCUUCCUCCUCAACUUCUCUUCCGUCAAAUGCCAUCAAACUCGAUGGCACCAAUUAUCCUGUUUGGCUUGCCAAAGCUAUUCCCAUUUUACAAAGUCGAAACCUCACGGGUUAUGUGGACGGGACCAAGCCCUGCCCUGACUAUUAUCUCACUGAUGCUCAAGGAAAAAUAACCUUCACCGUUGAUCCCGCAUAUGACCGGUGGAUUAGAGAGGAUCGGAUGGUCCAAAGUUGGAUCAAUGCCUCGCUUGCUCCCUCUGUUUUAUCUGUUGUGGCGAACUCCACUACUGCACGGAACGCAUGGCUGUCUUUGGAGAAGCGCUACGCUUCUCAAUCUCACAACCCUAAUUCUGCCACUACAGCCGCCUUUGCCUUUGCCUCAGUACCUCCUCCAUCAGGACGCGGUGGUUCUCCUCGUUCGGGGUCAACAAGUUUUCGAGGUCGCCGGGUUGCACCCAGCGUUGGUGCUUCUAGUACUGCAUAUGAUAACCCUAGCGGAAAUGGUAAUGGUAAUGGAAAUGUCAGUUCUCCAUCUAGUUAUCACGUGUUCUUGAGUUUCAGAGGCGAAGACACUCGCAAGACUUUUUCUGACCACCUCUACACGGCCUUUGUGAAGGCCGGCCUUCGCACAUUCCGAGACGACGAUGAACUAAAGAGAGGAGAACAUAUUCAGCAGGAAGUUCUGAGAGCCAUCAAAGAGUCAAAAUGUUUUCUCAUUGUGUUCUCAAAGGAGUAUGCGUCUUCGCUUUGGUGCCUUGACGAGCUCGUGAUGAUCCUCGAUCGCAAGAGGAGCUCUAACUCUAGCCAUGUCGUUUUGCCAGUAUUUUAUGACGUCGAUCCAUCCCAAGUGCGAAAACAGACGGGGAGUUUUGCAACGGCGUUUGCCAGACAUGAAAUGCGUCACUCGUUGGAGACGACAAAGAGAUGGAGGGCAGCGCUUACAGAAGUUGCAAAUGUAGCCGGGAUGGUCUUACAAAACGAAGCUGAUGGGCAUGAGGCGAAGUUUAUCCAGAAAAUUGUUAAAGUGAUUGAAGAUAGGCUAAGUCGCACGCCAUUAAGUGCUGCGCCGCACUUGAUCGGAAUUGACUAUCGAGUCAAAAACAUUAAUCAGUGGUUACAAGAUCAAUCAACUGAUGUUGGCAUUCUGGCAAUUUAUGGGAUGCGUGGAACAGGGAAGACAACGGUUGCCAAAUUUGUUUACAAUUCAAACUUUAGAAGAUUUGAAGCAAGCAGUUUCCUUGAAAAUAUCAAAGGAAGUUCAGAACAACCCAAUGGCUUAGUUCAAGUACAAAAACAACUUCUUACUGAUAUUUUGGAUGGAAGAAAAGUGAGGGUAAACAGUGUAAGUGAGGGCAUAACUGAGGUUGAAGAUGCCAUUAGCUCUAAAAGAAUCCUUCUUGUUCUUGAUGAUGUGGAUCAUAUGGACAAAUUAUUGGAUCUACUACUUGGGAUGAAAGAUCGGUCUUCUCGAGGAAGUAAAAUCAUCAUAACAACUAGCAAUGUAGGGUUGUUAAGAUCUGAUCGUUACCAAGUUAUUAAGGUGCAUGACAUUGGAACUUUCAGGGACAGUGAAUCAUUAGAACUCUUUAGUUGGCAUGCUUUUGGAAAGGACCAUCCCAUUGAAGGUUACAAGGAAAUUUCAAAAAAGGUAGUAAACCACUGCGGAGGACUUCCCGUAGCUCUUAAAACUUUGGGUUCUUCUUUAUCAGGGCAAAGUAUGGUUGUAUGGAAAAGUGCAUUAGAGAAAUUGGAAGCUAUCCCAAAGGAUGAAAUCAUUAAGAAACUUAGAGUAAGCUAUGACUCUUUGCAAGAUGACCACGAUCGAGAUUUAUUCCUUCACAUCGCAUGCUUUUUCAUUGGAAUGGAAAAUGAUAUCAUGGUUAGAAUACUAGAUGGUUGUGGUUUCCAAACAAUUGUUGGCAUUCAAAAUCUCCUGGAUAGAUGUUUGAUAAGAAUUGACAGAUGUAACAAGGUGCAGAUGAAUCACAUGAUUCGUGACAUGGGAAGGGGAAUUGUUGGCUUAGAAUCCAAGCAGUCGGGGCAACGCAGUAGGUUAUGGCGUCAUAAGGAUUCUUUCGAAGUAUUGACAGAAAAUAGUGUAAGAAAUAUAUUCUUUUUGUAUCUGUAUGCUUUACUUUUUGUGCAUCCAUUUUGGUUACUUGGUACAGAAAAUAUUGAAGGUCUUAUUCUGGACAUGCGUAUGCACCCUGCAUAUAGUGCUCUUUCAAGAAGGUCAAAUGUUGAGGUAGUCUUGGAAGCCAAUGCAUUUGCAAAGAUGAACAAACUAAAGCUACUCCAACUUAGUCAUGUACAACUCGAAGGAAACUAUCAAGAAUUUCCUAAAGGAUUAAGAUGGUUGAGUUGGCAUCAAUCUCAGUUGGAAAUGUUACCCAUUGAUUUUCCAUUGAAGAGUUUGGUUGUUCUUGAAAUGUGCUAUAGCAGCUUGAGACGAUUUUGGAAUCAGAGAACUGAGUGUCUCCCAACAAUGAAGAUCCUAAAUCUCAGCCAUUCCCAUUAUCUUAAAGAAACCCCUGACUUUUCGUUUGUUCCCAAUCUAGAGGUUCUGAUUCUGAAAGACUGUCCAAGCUUAGUUGAUGUCCAUGAAUCCAUUGGAAAAAUAGAGACACUCACUGAGUUGAAUAUGGAAGAUUGCAAAAAUGUUAGGAAGCUGGACAUUUCUCAGCUAAGAUUCCUUGAAACACUUAUUAUUUCCGGUUGCUCAAAUCUUAACAAGUUUCCGAUGGACAUGAGGAAGAUGAAAUCUCUAAAAGUGUUUCAAGCAGAUCCAAUUCACCAAUUGCUCCAUACCGCAGAGGAUCCAGAGGUUGAACUAGGGCAAGAAAACAUUCCAGAAAUGUUUUGGACUUCUUACAUACCAAGCAACUUGGUAGAUUUAAGUCUUGGAAAUUGCAAUCUUUCUGAUGAUGAUUUUCCUGCGGCAUUUCGAAACCUGUCCUCAUUGCAAAACCUAAACCUAAGCGGCAACCCUAUUCGCAGCCUACCGGAUUGUAUUAGAGGUCUUAAGAAGCUCUAUACACUUUCUUUUUCUCAAUGCACAAGGCUCAAAUACCUUGUAAGGCUACCCAAGGUUGGAGAACAUAUUGUAAUAUCCGGAUGCACCUCAUUGGAGAAAAUAUCGUAUCAAUCGAUUUCCUAUCGACCCACCCGCUUUGUCAUUGGAUCCAACUGGAAGCUAGCUCUGCUUCAGGGCUGCUUCAAGUUUGAACCCAUUGAUGCAUUUGACGAUGCAGAAAUGAUCAACCUUCUGGGCUUGACCAACUGGGCAUCCAUGCGAAUUAUUACGGACACUACACAUGAUGCGCUUGUCAAUGCUGAGACUGAGAAGAAGCAGCAACCCAUCAAGGGACUGUAUGAAAAUGGUAUAUUCAGCACAUUUCUUCCCGGGGACCAGGUUCCAAAACAGUUCAGCCAUUAUAUGGACGGGCUCUCAGUAUCUUACACCGUGCCUUUACUUCCCAAUCUCAAGAUCCGAGGCUUGAACGUCUUCGCCGUCUAUACAAAAUCCAACACUCCUUCUAAGUACAAUUACACUAGGGAUUCAUCACUUAGACCUAUAAUGGGUCAAGUCGACAACAAGACCAGCCGCGUGGCAUGGACAUACGGCCCGUUGCACUACGGCGUCCCGAGCGAUGGAGAGGAUGUGACAUGGCUGAGCCAUUGGAGGUUCGGGGAUCAAGUGCGAGGGGGCGAUGAAGUAGAUUUUAAGGUAUUUCCAAAAGCGGAGAUUAGGGUAAAGAAAUGUGGCAUCCAGGUCGUGUACGAGCAAGGAGAGAAGAGGUGGAAGAGCUACACGGAGGACCCUUUUUUAUCCAAAUGUAAUUGCUGGAGAAGCGUCGGUGUAUGGGUUUAA
This is a messenger RNA of Prunus persica (peach), 3873 nucleotides long. RefSeq names its product TMV resistance protein N. The record is from RefSeq and is a predicted model, not a curated record. Gene Ontology annotation, molecular function: protein binding; ADP binding. Gene Ontology annotation, biological process: signal transduction; defense response. The coding region runs from base 1 to 3873 and encodes 1290 amino acids. Lineage: Eukaryota; Viridiplantae; Streptophyta; Magnoliopsida; Rosales; Rosaceae. The transcript has 5 exons.